Empidonax traillii (willow flycatcher) is the source of this 1216-nucleotide messenger RNA. Its product is annotated as fatty aldehyde dehydrogenase-like. Gene Ontology annotation, molecular function: aldehyde dehydrogenase (NAD+) activity. Bases 65 to 1201 code for a protein of 378 amino acids. Gene Ontology annotation, biological process: aldehyde metabolic process. The record is from RefSeq and is a predicted model, not a curated record. The transcript has 9 exons. Lineage: Eukaryota; Metazoa; Chordata; Aves; Passeriformes; Tyrannidae. Gene Ontology annotation, cellular component: cytoplasm.
GGGAAGCACGGACGGAGGAUCCCCCCACGGCGCGAGUGUCGAGCCCUGAGCAGCAACGGAGAGGAUGGAGAAGGUCGUGGCGAGGGCCAGAGCCGCCUUCAACUCGGGCCGGAGCCGCCCGCUGGAGUUCAGGAUACAGCAGCUGAAGGCCCUGGAGCGGAUGCUGAAGGAGAAGGAGAAGGAGAUCCUGGCAGCUCUCCAUGCGGAUCUGCACAAGGGUGGGCCCAACGCCUACAGCCAUGAGAUCCUGGGCUUGCUGGCGGAGCUGGCCCUGGUCAUGGAAAAGCUGCCGUCCUGGGCAGCCCCUCAGCCCGUGAAGAAGAACCUGAUGACAAUGAGGGACGAGGCCUACAUCAACUUUGAGCCGCUGGGAGUGGUGCUGAUCAUCGGGGCCUGGAACUACCCCUUUGUGCUGGUCAUGCAGCCUCUGAUCGGGGCCAUCGCAGCAGGCAAUGCUGUGGUGGUGAAGCCCUCAGAGGUCAGUGAGAACACAGCUAAGCUGGUGGCUGAUCUCCUCCCCCAGUACCUGGACCGGGAGCUGUACCCCGUGGUCACUGGAGGAGUUCCUGAGACAACAGAGCUGCUCAACCAGAGGUUUGAUCACAUCCUCUACACCGGCAACACCGCAGUGGGUAAAAUUGUGAUGGCAGCAGCUGCCAAGCACCUGACACCCGUCACCCUGGAGCUGGGUGGGAAGAGCCCCUGCUACAUCGACAAGGACUGUGACCUGUCCGUCGCCUGCAGGCGAAUAACAUGGGGGAAAUACAUGAACUGUGGGCAAACCUGCAUUGCCCCAGACUACAUCCUCUGUGACCCAUCCAUCCAGAGCCAGGUGGUGGAGAACAUCAAGGCAACUCUCCAGGAAUUCUAUGGGGAGGACGUGAAGUCGUCUCCGGAUUAUGGAAGGAUCGUCAACAAGCGCCACUUCAAGAGGGUGAUGGGCUUGCUGGAAGGGCAGAAGAUCGCUCAUGGGGGAGAGAAUGAUGAGGCCUCCUGCUUCAUAGCACCAACCAUCCUGACCGACGUUUCCCCGGAUUCAAAGGUGAUGGAGGAGGAAAUCUUUGGACCUGUCCUGCCCAUUGUGACCAUGAAGAGUGUAGAGGAAGCCAUUGAGUUCAUCAACCGUCGGGAGAAGCCCCUUGCCUUGUAUGUCUUCUCCAACAACAAGAAGGUGGGUCUGGGCAGCGGUGCCUCAGUGUGAUUGGAUCCUGUACUU